UAGUACUCAUUUGGCUCCAGAGGGGCAGGAGCGACCAAAAAUGGGCUUCGUCACGGCGGCGGCCGACGCGGUGGUGGCGCUGCUCUCCUUGACCAUGGCGGUGGCGGCGCCGCUGUUCGACGCCCAGGUCGUCCUCCCUCGCGGCCUCUACCCGGCGCCGCUCGUCGGCAUCCACCGGUGGUUCGCCGCCGAGUUCGGCCACUACCUCGUCGCCGACCCGCCGCCCUUCUUCCGCGGCCUCGUUUGGCUCGACCUCGCCUUCCUCUGGCCGGUCUGCGUCGCCAACCUCUACGGCAUCCUCGCGCGCCGCCCCUGGUCCGCCGCCACCUCCAUCAUGGCGGGCGUCUACGUGCUCACCUACAUGUCUGCAAUCUUCGGAGAGAUGCUGGGCUCAGGAAGAACAACACCGAAGCUGAUUCAGCUGUACGUUCCAUUCGCUCUGGCUGCUGUAACUGCAGUUCUGCGUGGUUUCUGCUCAUGCUCAGCACAGGCUACUGCUGUUGCAUCUCAUGCCCCAACUGCUCGGAAGAAAAGGCUCUAGAUCAGAUGCCAUCCGACGGGAGCGGCAGCCAUCAGUUAUGGUGUUGGCACCCAAUUGCCUAUUGGUGACCUUAAAGAUAGUUGGACCAUACAUGAGGGCAAACAAAGUAAUCUCUCGUUUUAAGUUGUCAUUUUAUUUGUUUUUUUUUCAAAUCGAUGUAUUAUGAUUCAAUGUUAAAGAGUUACUACAUUUGCCUCAAGCAGCUUACAAAGUAAUCUCUUGUUUUAAGUUAGUACCAUUUUAUUUGUUUUUUCAAAUGGCCGUCUUAACUUAAGAUACAAUGUUAAAGGGUUACUAUUACAUUUGCCUCAAGCAGCUUUGGAGCUUGGUGGUUCCCAGCCUUCAGUCCA
This is a messenger RNA of Oryza sativa Japonica Group (Japanese rice), 891 nucleotides long. RefSeq lists its product as uncharacterized. The record is from RefSeq and is a predicted model, not a curated record. NCBI's taxonomy places the organism in Eukaryota, Viridiplantae, Streptophyta, Magnoliopsida, Poales, Poaceae. Gene Ontology annotation, cellular component: endoplasmic reticulum.